AUGUGUAAAACCAAGUCAGAGGCUGAGUUGUUUGCAUAAAUGUGAACCUGAAGCAUCAGAAGAGAGCAAGAAAAGCUAUCAACUCUGCUUAAACAGAAAAUCUUUUUUGCUGCAUCCCUGACAACAUUUGGAAUUUUAUUUUUGCUGGAACAAGCAAUAUAUGGGAGAAAACUGUCAAGAUACGGGCUUCCCCUCAGACUCAGGAUUAAAAGAAAACAAAUUCAACUAUAAGAUACCUUUAAUGGACUUUCUGGCCAACUGAUUAUAUCCUCUUCCAUCCUAACCCACUUGGACAAACUGAUCUUUGGUCCAAUACAAAAAGGCUAUUCGUUUGCUAAGUGGAUUUGUUUCAUAUGUAAGUAUUGAGAGUGAAGUUGCUGGCAUUUUAUGCUCUGACUCCAAGAAUAAGGCUGCAGCAACCAUGACACUAUCUGAAAAGGAUGAAAAAUUGUUGACUGUUGCAGUGAAACAAGAAAUCUGGGAUGAAAAUGUACUUGACUGAUUUUUAACAUGACAGUCUGCAUUGCUUUGUUGCUGAAACUAUGUUUCUGAGGAAAAGAUGCAGGCACAGCUCACGGAAAUGGCAAUUUCUCUUGUUGCUCCUCAUGUUGGGAUUUUUACUAGUGAUGGUAACAGUGCUCAACCCCACAGCCAAAGAUUUAAACAAGGAGGGAGAAUCCCUGCAGGUAAAAUCCAUCCCUAAUGAGGGAUAUCAGGUAGAUUUUGGAGAACCUCAAGAAAUCUUGGACACUCAGGAGGACAGCGAACAGUAUUUGUCCAUGGAGGGACUGUCACCUUUCAUCUCCCUAAGAGAGGAUGAGCUCUUGGUGGCUAUAGAGUCACCCACAGGCAAGAGAAAUCACACCAAAGUUAAGAAGGGAUACCGAAUGGUCAGGCAGCAAAGCAGAAAACAAGAGGAGGGCAGGCAGAUGCAAGACUCAGAGUUUCUGUUGCAGUCCCAUCUGGUAAAAGAGGAUGGAUCUCACAACCAGACUGAUGCAGGUGAACAGGCUAUAGGUGGCCUGGAGAUGUAUGGGUUUAAUGAAGCACUCAGCAAACAGAUUCCUCUGCACAGGGAGCUACCUGAGGUACGGCAUCCUUUAUGCCUGAAGCAAGAACCCAGUCCCAAUCUGCCUACUGCAAGUGUCAUCAUCUGUUUCCAUGAUGAAGCUUGGUCUACUCUCUUGAGAACAAUUCAUAGUGUCUUGGAUACAGCCCCAAAGAGCUACCUCCGAGAAAUCAUCCUUGUAGAUGACCUCAGUAAACAAGAAUAUCUGAAGUCAUCCCUGAGUGAAUACAUCUCUAAACUGUCAGGUGUGAAGUUGAUUAGAAGCAAUAAAAGACUAGGGGCGAUCCAAGGUCGCAUGCUUGGUGCGGCCAGAGCUACAGGCGAUGUUGUGGUCUUCAUGGACUCUCACUGCGAGUGUCACAGUGGAUGGCUAGAACCGCUGCUGGAACGACUAGCCAGUGACAGAAGACGGAUUGUUUCCCCCAUGAUAGAUGUAAUCGAUUGGAAGACCUUUCAUUAUUACCACAUUACGGACCUGCAAAAAGGUGUUUUUGACUGGAGAUUAGAUUUCCACUGGAAGCCACUGACAGAACAUGAAAAGAAGGUACGACUGUCUCCCAUCAGCCCCAUCAGGAGCCCUGCAGUGCCUGGUGGAGUAAUUGCAAUGCACAGACAUUAUUUCCAAAACACAGGUGGUUAUGAUUCUGACAUGACCCUCUCGGGGGGUGAAAAUCUUGAAUUAUCUAUAAAGGCCUGGCUUUGUGGUGGAUCUGUUGAAAUUCUUCCAUGUUCACAUGUGGGGCAUGUCUAUCAUGCGGAUGUGCCAUACACCUUUCCAGAUGAAGAAAUAAUAGAGAGGAACAAAAUACGAAUAGCUGAGACCUGGUUGGAUUCAUUUAAACAUCUCUUUUACAAACAUGACAGGUUGGCAUGUUUGAUAAGCAAGGCGGAGAAGCCAAAUUGCACUGACCGCAUCCAGCUGAAAAAGAGACUAGGGUGCAAAGGUUUCCUGUGGUUUAUCUCAAAUGUGUACCCCGAACUGUACCCAGUACAAGACAGACCAAGAUUUUCAGGAAAGCUGUACAAUACUGGGCUUGGACUCUGUAUGGAGUACCAGUCUGAAAAGGAUGCUCUAGGAGGCCUUCUUAAGCUAUCAUCUUGCAGCGACAGUAUCAACCAGCGCUUUGAAUACAAUGGCAUGAAGGAAAUCCGCUUUGGGUCCACUCCGCAGUUUUGCUUUGAUGUCAGGCACGAAGAAGUUGUCCUUCAGAACUGUACAAAAGAGAUGGAAAACAGCUCACAGCAUUGGGAUAUCAAAGAGAAUGGAAUGAUUGUCCAUGAACUUUCUGGAAAGUGUAUUGAAACCAUGAAGACAGCCUUAUGUCUACAGAAAUGUAACAAAGAGGCCAUUCAGAUCUGGCAGUUUGAUCCUUCAUACCCCAUAGAAAAGAGAUGAACAUUAAUACCUACUCUACAGUUGUUUUCUCCACUUGUUUCAAAGCUGAAAGAAAAGGAUGGGCAUGGGAAGCUCUAUGCAUGUUCUCUGAGCAGAAGAUGGACAAUGUAGCAGAUUUCCAGUUUGCACAUUUCUACCAAAAAUAUAUUAAAAUGGUUUGGUAUGGCAAUGGUUGUGCUGCUCCCAGAAAAGAAGAGAGAGAAAAUAAAUGUAAUUACUAUUGUUCACAUAAAUACUGCAAACAUUUAGCUUACAUGGAACUCUUCAUCAGGCAAAACGGAAAGGUGCCAUCAAGAUUAACUGAGCAAUCAAAAUGCACUGAGGUUUUUCUUUCUUAGGAGCAAGCUGCUAGAAGGCAAAUGUUUAUUUUAGAUUUGAAUAUUGUGUAAUUUAAGGAGGGAAAAGUUAAACUUACUGUUUUAAAAGGUCAAGAGCUAUUUUCAACACAAAUAGAAGUUUGGGAAGCUAAAAAAUAAACCUGGCCUAUAUAUUUAAAAUUACUACCAAAUACUUGGAAUGAAUGGAUCAAAUCUGCUCUCUUUUGUGAUAACAAUCUUAUUAACCUUGUAAUCAAAAUAUUUGAAAGGGAUUUGAAACAUUUUUUGGGGGGAAACCCCUAUUACUUCCAGAAUCAUGCUGGCUGGGUGAUCUUGGGAAAGGUAGACUGGAAUCCUGUUCAUGAAAAAUGCAUGUGUAACCUCCAGAUAUGCAUACAUAUGGUCUUUUAAAAAGUUGUAGAAGGAGAUAUUCAGUACCCCCUAGUGCAACAUCCAUACAUCCCCAAGCAGCUUUCCAAAGCCAGAACAUAUUAUUACAGCCGCUUACCAGCCAGGGAGGAAGUGCCUAGGCAACUGCCUAUUGUUGUGCAGCUGGGAGAAGAAAGCCGAUCGCAUCCUCCCAGAUUUUCAGUGAGUUUCUGAAGAAACUAAGAUUUUUGCUUAGUUUGCAGCCUGGUUGCCUCUCUUUGCUACCACUGCACUUGCCAGUAAACAGCUGUGCCCCAUCCAUUGAAAUCUGCCUUCCUUUGGUAGUAGGGAUGUAGAUCUGCACGGGCAGAACAUCACACUCUACAUGCAUGGUGUGGCAUUGCAGCUGUAGUCGAAAAAAUGCAUUCCCCAAGUUCUGGUAAUCAGCAGAAGAUUCACAAGCACAAAUCUAAUGUAAUGCUGUUUGAACCAAAAACAAAAACACACCUCUUUUCAUUCAGUUUGCAGUGGAUUUAAAAAUUGUACAAGAAGUUGUACAAGAGACAACAAGCAUGUUCUACCUGUCAUAUGCCAAUUGCACAAUGGGGAAAGUGUUGGAUCCUUCCUGUGUACUAAUUCUAAAAAUUCAGUUCUAGUAGUUCUAAUGGACACAGUGCUCUCAGAAUGGCACUGUUCAGUUCAAGACAUAGCUUCAUCUUUGUGGACUAAAAAAACAUGGAAGCCUACAUUGGAAGCAUAAAAUAACUACAAUAAAUAAUAAAUAAAAAACAAACAACCUCAUCUUUCAUAUGGAGAUUGAAGGACUUCCACCGACUCUAGCUAUCCCCUAAACAUAGGGAUCUUGAAUACCAAACAGUUAUGAAUAUGUAGUUAUAGAUUACAUAUUUGUAACUACCCAAGAGGAUUCUGGCCCACACGAGUCACACUUUCCUGAUAGCUGGGGCUGGAUAAGGAUCUAAGACAUCAUCGAAAAAUUAAUCUAUGUAGGGAAUUCCUAAAACAUUAUUUGAAAUGUUGCAACUCUUGUUUCCAUUUGUCACGAUGCACAAAAAUAACAAAAUGUAAAUUAUGAUGAUAAUGUGUGCUAAAUAUUUCUUUGUGUUGGAUUGAUUGUUUUUUUUAUGGCAUUGAUGUACCUUAAUUAUUCACAUAUGCACA
Molecule: messenger RNA, 4330 nt
Organism: Sceloporus undulatus (fence lizard)
Lineage: Eukaryota; Metazoa; Chordata; Lepidosauria; Squamata; Phrynosomatidae
Gene: GALNT15
Product: polypeptide N-acetylgalactosaminyltransferase 15
Exons: 10
Coding region: 543-2465 (640 amino acids)
Cellular component (GO): Golgi apparatus
Source: RefSeq, a predicted model, not a curated record